GCUUGCAUGUCAGUGUUUUUGCGGGCGAGGCCGGUGCUAAAACACAGCACAGCUAGCCAGGGUUGGCGGGAGUUACCGCACAGCUCCAGGGCUUUGCACAUUGACGCGCGUCCCGCUGUACGGACACCAGCCAGCGUGUGGCGACGACAGUGUGUGCAGCGCCCGCAGCCGUGAAGCACUCGCUCCGGGAGCCCCACAAACUAAUUCACCAUGCAGCGCGCCACCUUACUCCUCGCCGGCGCCGCCGCGCUCCAAGCGCCCGUCGCAAGACAGCCACGAAGGACAAUCCUACGAAGCGAGCCGGCGGGCGGCUGGGACACGAGUCGUUAUGGAGAGGCCGGGACCGCGUUGACCAUGGCCGACGAGUCACCGUUUGCCUCCGCGCCCCAGGCGGAGGUCCAGAGCGUCGGGGAAGGGUUGCAUGGGGAAGCGUCUUGUUUUUUACCUUUGGACCAGUUAGAUAACGGCGUGCUGUGGCCGCGCAUCGUCCGUGUAGCAGGGAUCUACCCCGGCUUAACACAAGCGGAGGUGACCGCGGUCCCGAUGGCGCCCGAGCCGCCGGAGCAGGACGGCCUCUGGUUAUUUGACUUUCCGGAUGCUCAUGGUGCCGAGUACGGCGUCGUGGCGAUGCCCGGUUCUGAUCUCAUUUGCGGCGCGUUGGAUCCCGUCGCUAUUGUGGCCUCGUCCGGCUCACUCGGACUGAUGAUCGACGAGAAGGAAUGCCUCGUGAUCAUCGACCGGGGCGAAAUCGAUUUCAGCGACCGGUCCUUCUUCUGCUACGCCGAUGCGAACGGCAACUGCUCCAUCCGAAGGAUGGACGACGCCUACGACGGCUGGACCAUUCUGGGAAAAGUGGCCUGCGUGACGCUGCCGUGGGACGCGGACUCCAUGGCGAAGAAGGGGACGUGGAUGGAGGAGGACGACUAGUCCCUGCGUAACUAGCCUUCGAUGGGAAAUGUUAUACACGAGGGCGGGAGUUAGUCUUGGGUCGGGGGCAGACACGUCUGUCGCGUCGACGGCGUGGGGAGCCUU
Molecule: messenger RNA, 1032 nt
Organism: Pelagomonas calceolata
Lineage: Eukaryota; Pelagophyceae; Pelagomonadales; Pelagomonadaceae
Source: the annotation of a GenBank genome assembly